AGCGAGCGGCUGGAAGAGGCAGCCUCGAGGAUGAAGUGCAAGCCCAACCACACGCGGACCUGCGACCCGGACGGGUUCAAGAAGCGGGCGGCGUGCCUGUGCUUCCGGAGCGAACGCGAGGACGAGGUGCUGUUAGUGAGUCGCAGUCGGUACCCGGACCGCUGGAUCGUGCCGGGCGGGGGCGUGGAGCCCGAGGAGGAGCCGGGCGGUGCGGCGGUCCGAGAGGUGUACGAAGGGGCGGGAGUCAAGGGGAAGUUAGGCCGGCUCCUGGGCGUCUUCGAACAGAACCAGGAUCGCAAGCACAGAACGUACGUGUGUGUUCUGACUGUCACGGAGCUGCGGGAGGAUUGGGAAGAUUCGGUUAACAUUGGCAGGGAGCGAGAGUGGUUCAAAGUCGAAGAUGCCAUCAAGGUUCUCCAGGGCCACGGGCGCGUGCACGCCGAGUAUCUGGAGAAACUGAAGCUGGGCGGCUCCCCAACCAAUGCAAACUCCAUGGCCCCGUCCUCGCCAGACAGCGAUCCCUAAUGAACAGCAAAGAUGUUCAGAAUUGUGCUGAAACUAAUACUGAUGUGAACCCAGUGAUGAAUGGAAUUGUCAAGUUCAGGUGAGCACUUCUGUGUUCUGAAGAAGACAGCUCAUCUGGUUUCUUCCUGCAUCUUGGGACACUCCUUCCCUGUCUAUACCACUGACUCUUGCUCUGGUUGUUGUACUUUAUAUGUGAACAGACGCUUAAUUCAGCACCUAUAGCCUUUUGUUGUGCUUUUUUGAUGUGUCUGCCUUCUUCAUUAGACUAUGACGUCUUUGAGAGCGAAGACUGUUUUUCCUUACUCU
Molecule: messenger RNA, 831 nt
Organism: Callithrix jacchus (white-tufted-ear marmoset)
Lineage: Eukaryota; Metazoa; Chordata; Mammalia; Primates; Cebidae
Source: RefSeq, a predicted model, not a curated record